GGGGAUGCAGCCUACCAAACGGACACUCGUGCAAACGCAAUUCACGUCCACAACGAAUAGUUGCAAGCAUGUGCUCAACAAAGCACACAGAGAAGCGCAAUGGGGGAUUCCACUAUGAUACGCAAGGACGACGACGACAUGGAGUUAGACACAUUGACGGAGCAGCCAACGGGGGGGGUCAACGAUGGAGCAACAAUCGUUGGAUCUUUCGGGUCUCUUGUAGCCACAAUGGCGGCGGGGCAAGGCGUAUUUGAGAUGAUGGAGACCGAUGCUGGCCAGGAUGGUGAAAGCCAGACGGUGAAGCUGGUACAAGAGGAGGAGGCAGCAGCAACAGAGCAGACGAAGAAAGAAAUGAGGAACAUAGAAGAAGUACGAGGAUGCAAACUAGGAUGGACGAUCCACUUAGCAACGGAUAAGUUGUCGGAGAAGGAGACGAUCGCGGUACAACAUUUACGAGAUUCAGUGCAAGUGGAGAAUCGGACGGUCUGGACAUCCACGUACAACAGGGCAACAAAAGAAGAACUAACACUAACCGGUUCGAGGCAAUUGGUUGAACACCGAAAUAGUUAACUUUUAUUUAAACCUCGUUAGGCUUGACAACAUGUGUCGCAUAAGCCAUCGCGAGUAUGAUAGUGGACAAGACGGAACCGUAGUAGAAGAAAAAUGGCGCAUCCCGAUAACGACAAUUUUUAGUUCCUUCUUCUUCGUGAAAUUGUCCGACGACGACAUGCAAUACCAAUAUAGCGUAGUGCAAAAGUGGAUGACAGAUAUAGAUGUGGGUGACGUGGACCAAUAGCUUCAUUCCAUAUUCGGCUGUCCAACCGUUGGACACUAGUAAUAGCGGACUUGAAACGCCACAAAAUGGAGUACUACGACUCGCUUACGCCUAACACAGGAUUGGCAAGGAAAGUGACAGGUGGUUUUGGAAAAUUCUUGUUCGAAAGAUCGGUUGAACAGGGUAAGGUGGUAGAUACAAAAGAUUUCAACCACAUAAUAUUAUGGAAUGUGUCAGGCAUUCCUAGACAGCGCGGCAUUAAUGAAUGCGGUGUGUUUAUGCUAACAUAUGCGUCAUUGUUGGCAAGAGGAUUUCUCCCGUCAUUCAACUUCUCUUUUGACGACAUUCACAAUAUAUAAAGGGACGGAUCGCUUUAGAUGUACUUGUCACACCGAACUAGCAGUUACUUGUGCAACAAAAGACAUAUGAUAGA
Molecule: messenger RNA, 1208 nt
Organism: Chara braunii
Lineage: Eukaryota; Viridiplantae; Streptophyta; Charophyceae; Charales; Characeae
Source: the annotation of a GenBank genome assembly